Molecule: messenger RNA, 12554 nt
Organism: Myiozetetes cayanensis
Lineage: Eukaryota; Metazoa; Chordata; Aves; Passeriformes; Tyrannidae
Gene: PLD5
Product: phospholipase D family member 5
Exons: 10
Coding region: 281-1870 (529 amino acids)
Molecular function (GO): catalytic activity
Source: RefSeq, a predicted model, not a curated record
GCAACAAGCAGCGGCAUCUUGGAGCGCCUUCUUUCCCGAGUGCCCUUUCAUCUCUCCCAGUCCGCUCCUCUCUCGUACCUACAGCCUUUUCUUCUCCCUCCACUCCUCCUACCUUGUUAUUUCUCCUUGUCUCCCCCUUCUUUUACCAUUUUUAGGCUUUUGGGUUUUUUUUAUUUCCUUCUCUUUCUUCUUCCCCCAUUCUGUUCCUUUUUGGACCAUCUUCGUCUAGUGCCUCUUAAUUUCUUGAUAUUUUCCUUGGACUUUGCCUUGUCAUGUCAAGAUGGAAGUCAGGCAUGACUGGCUCUCCUCAUCCCCCCAUGAGGGCUUCGAGCAGAUGAGACUGAAGAGCAGACCCAGGGAGCCUUCUCCAAGCCUUACCAGAGUAGGUGCGAACUUCUACAGCACUGUCAAGCAGCAGGACUACAGUGCCAGUGUCUGGCUGAGGAGGAAAGACAAACUGGAGCACUCCCAGCAAAGAUGCAUUGUGAUCUUUGCACUGGUAUGCUGCUUUGCAAUUCUGGUUGCACUGAUAUUUUCGGCAGUGGAUAUUAUGGGAGAAGAUGAGGAUGGACUCUCAGAAAAGAACUGUCAAAAUAACUGUCGGGUUGCUCUUGUGGAAAAUAUUCCUGAAGGGAUCAACUAUUCAGACAGUGCACCAUCCCAUUUGUCUCUUUUCCAAGGCUGGAUGAAUUUGCUUAAUAUGGCUGAAAAGUCUGUUGACAUAGUCUCUUCCCAGUGGGACCUCAAUCACAGUCAUCCAUCAGCAUGCCAGGGGCAGCGUCUUUUUGAAAAGUUGCUUGAACUGGCAUCCCGAAAUAUUGAGAUAAAGCUAGUGAGUGAUAUACUGCCCAUGGAAUCAAAGGUAUUAAACGACUUGAAAACAAAGGGUGCUGAAGUGUUGUAUAUGAACAUGUCAGCAUAUAACGAAGGUCGGCUUCAGUCGUCUUUCUGGAUUGUUGAUAAACAGCACGUAUACAUUGGAAGUGCCAGCCUAGACUGGAGAUCGUUGGGACAGAUGAAGGAACUUGGCGUCAUCGUAUACAACUGCAGCUGCCUGGUCCUGGAUUUACAGAGGAUAUUUGCCUUGUAUAGCUCCUUAAGAUACAAGAAUAAAGUACCUCCAAGUUGGUCUAAGAGACUAUAUGGAGUGUACGAUACUCAAAAUAAACUGACACUGCAGCUGAACGAGACCAAAUCAGAAGCUUUUGUGUCGAAUUCACCUAAACUCUUCUGCCCAAAGGACAGAGUCCUGGAUAUUGAAGCUAUAUACAGUGUUAUCGAUGAUGCCAAGCAGUUUGUAUACAUAGCUGUCAUGGACUACUUGCCAAUCGUCAUUGACACUAAUGCUAAACGAUACUGGCCAUAUUUAGAUGGGAAGAUAAGAGAAGCGUUAGUAUUACGAAGUAUUAAAGUACGACUUCUCAUAAGUUUCUCAAGAGACACAGACCCCCUUACUUUUAACUUUGUUUCAUCUCUGAAAGCUAUUUGCACUGAAGUUCCAAGCUGUAGUUUGAAAGUUAAAUUCUUUGACCUUGAGGAAGAGAGUGCAUGCUUUCUUAAAGAACAGAAGAACACUUCCCUUCCCAAAUUAAAUCGAAACAAAUAUAUGGUGACCGAUGGAGCUGCAUAUAUUGGUAAUUUUGAUUGGGUAGGAAAUGCUUUUACGCAGAAUGCUGGAGCUGGCCUUGUUAUCAACCAAGCAGACACGGGGAACAGCACAAGCAUCAUUAAGCAACUCAAGGCUGUUUUUGAAAGGGACUGGUAUUCACAUUAUGCCAAAAGUUUACAACCAACAAAAAUCCCAAACUGCUUUAAUCACAAACUUAAUAAAGGAACUUCAAACAAGACUGCCAUGAGCAAUGCGAAUUAGAAAGACUAUUUUACUGUUUAGUAUGGCAAUGAAGAAUUACAUUGGGGUGUAGCCUUCUUUCAUAUUUACAGACAAAAGACUUAAAAAGCAAAAAAAAAGUUUGGUUGGGGGGGUGUUUUUAGGAAAAAGCACACUUAUAUUAAAACUGUCUAAACUAUAUUCUCUAUAUUGAAUUAUUUAAGAUGUUCAAAUUUGUUACUUCUGACACUGAAUGUCAUUUCCACUUCCGUGUUAAUUUUAAUGUUCUGCAUUUGAAUUUAAGAGCAUGUAUCAAUGAUUCUGUUUAAGGACUUUCCCUAGUUGCCAGAUGAGGCUAGAACAAACCUGGAGGCAAAAUGAAGAUUCAAGAUAUGAAAUGGCAUUCUAAGAUCAGUUAUUAUUGACAUACAAAUAGAUGGUAGGUUUACUGUAUUAGAAAAUAUAAAGGAAUAAGCAAAUUUUCACCCAUAUAAAUCAUUCCCUUUAAAUAACUACCUAGUCAUACAAAUACUUCCUAGUUUCAAGCAUUUAGUUUGAGUAUCACUACUCCAUGUCUUCUAACUAGCCUUAAAAUACAUUAGAGUUAGGACUGGUAAUUCAUUCAUCUCCUAACAGAAUGAGAAGGUUUUGAGGGAUUGGGGUUGGCCUCAUUGAAUUUGUUAUAUUCCCUAAAGCCUCUCAGAUAAAUGGAUUUUUUAUUAAAAUAAUGUGGAUUCCUUUCAGCAUAAUAGUUAUUUCCAAUUACAUGCAUUUCAUCUAACAAUGAAAAUCUCUGGAUUAAUAGCAAAGACCUAGGAUUGUUUUUCUUUUAUUUUUUUUUUGUAAUCUCAAGAAAAUUUCUUCCCUAAAUUAAAUAUUUAUCAAAUGUGAGUCAGCAGUUGCAUGAUGACUCAUUAUCAAACCAAUGCACAUCUAAAAAUCAAAUACUGCUUUUUUUAGAAAGGUCAAGGCUUAUGCAAAAUCAUGCAAUAAUUGUUGUUAAAUGAUCAUAUAGAAAAUUUUUUUGAUUUUUACACCUGGAAGUGUUUUGUUUUCUAACUUUUAAAAAAAUAAAACUUGUGAAAUGGCUUUUUUUGUUAAAAUAUCAUCCAUAUAGGUAAAUACAUCUUUAUGGACAGAAAAGUGAUGCCUUCAUUUGGGCCACAGUUUCAAUUGAUGUCAAUAGUGUGCCUCUACAAUCACAACUCACUUGCACCAAGAAGUAACUGAGAAGUUCUGUAAAAGUGUGACUUUGCUCUUUAAAGAAAUAUACAUAAAUGCUUGACAACAGAUUCUUCUCCACUUCAUCACAGUUUCAGCAUAAAAAUGUUUCAUUACUAUCCCUCUGCUUCCAAUGAAAAAAUACAGCUAUGAAAGAAAAACUGCAUUCUGCAUUUUGUUAAAUAUUCACAGAACCUUUUCCAAAAUGGCAACUUCUCUGUCUCACCUACUGAAAGCACACUUUGAAAGCAGUGGGCAAAAAAAAGAGAAGGAAAACCAAUCAUGUUCCAAUGUAUUAUUUUAAUCUUAAGAAGACAUCAAAAAUCUACCUUGAUUUUUAAAAUAUAGGUGUUACUUACAAGGUAAUAAAUUCAAAUUUAUUUUAUAGUGAGCACAGCUUAGGAAAUUCUAAUCAGGCAACAUAAGCAAAUUCAAGUUGUCAGCUGGAGACACCCCACAAAACUAAUUAUGACCUCAAAAGGCACACUUUUGACAAAGAAUGUUUGUUUCUUUUGCAAUCGCAAAGAUUUACAUCAUCUUACUGAAAAUAAUGGUAAAAGAAAAAAUUUUUAAAGUUGUCAACUUUUACAGAAAAUAUUUUGCACAGCUCUAAUACACAAUAACAUUUUCUGGUAUUCAGAUAAACACGUGCCAUGUGUUAGUCUCACACACCUAGAAAAGUGUACAUUCUGGCAUUCUUAUAAGAAACAAAUAUUAAAAAUGAAAAAGUUUUCCUGAGUUGCUAUGAGGAAAGAUCUUUGUUAAGAGAAAUUUCUGAAUUUUCUUCCUUCUGUAUAUAACUUAAGAGUAUGCAUAGCAAGUGUGGGAGAGAGAUCCUCAGCACUUAACUUACUUGUUCUGGGGUUUUUUAUUUGUUUAAGGAGUUAAUAUUAGUCCAGAUUAAUUUAUGGUGAAAAUUUCAGCCAAGUCAUACCACCAAUAAAUUUAGUCUUAUGAGUCAAAGAUUAAAAAAAACUAACCAAAACAAUUGAAAAGCCCAAAGCCCACCACAUUUUUAAAAUCCAGUUGAGAUAGUUGUACAGUUUCUGAGAUGCCCAUGGAUGGGUGAUUUUAAAGCUUCAGAUAAACUUCAUAAACCAUUCUUUCAUAAAACAGAAAAUAAUGCCAGCAAACAAAAAACCCCACUGUCUGGAUUUGUUAAUUGUAGCACUUAAUGGCAAUAAUAUACAGGAAUGAAUCAAUGUUGGCUUUUUUCCCUAUUGCAUUAUGAAUACUGGAAAUGUGUUAAGUUUUUAAAAUGACAUCUUGUAUAAAUAAUGGAGGAUCUUGGUGGAACAGAAAUUUGUCAGGUGAUACAGCUAAGCUAUAUGUUUACAAAGCAGGAUUUAGUAAUGAAAUCAGACUGUGGAGUUACCCCUGAUUGAUUUAGUAUACCAAAUGAAUGGUUCAGAUACAGUAGUUUUACUGCUUCGGUCCUAGGGAAAUACAAUCAUGAAUACUAACAAGAUCCAUUAAUUUAUAAAUGCGUUCUUAUUGGCUUGAUAAACAAAUUAUUGGUGCUUCAAUGAUCCCCCUGAAAGAGAUGAUACAUAAACGUGGUAGUAUGUUUUGGUUUUAGUAAUGGAAAAGUUUGGGUGGUUUUGAACAACUUUUAAUGUGAAAUACCCAUUAGCCAUUCUACAAACAGACUGUCAGACUCAAAUUUCAUUUGGUAUAAAAUAUGGAUUAAUACUUUAGUAACUGUUUAGAAUGGCAUCAGCUCUAAAGCUGUACAGAAAGUUCUGUUCUAUUACAUUAGCCAAAAGACAAAGUGCAUCCUUGGACUUCAGCAAAUAUGAAAUUUAAAAUAUCAGAUUCUUUUUUGAAACUGUUUAAGGGGAUUAUAGCCAAUUAUUUGGUUUGUGUCAGUGCUGUUACUGCUUAACUAGAUUUGCCACAACAGCCUCGAUUCUGGCUUUAGAUCCUUCUACCACUGUAAUAAAUCUGGAGCAAAUCCAUUACAGUGAUUUCACACUAGUUUAGCAGGGAUCAGAAUCUAAACUAGUUUCCUCUUGCUUCAGCUCUCCUGAGUAUCACCAUUGCACAGGCUAUUUCCAAACGUGAUGGAGAUUUGCAUUCAGUGGUUUCUCACAGAUCUCACAGGCAUAAUCCAAAAGAUGCACUUUCUCUAGUCCCCUUCUAACUGGCAUUGGUAACUCUGUCGUAUUAAAGGCAUUUCCUAAACAGAACGGUUUUAUUCUUAAAGAAUAUAGACUGUAAUUGUUGUUUGCUGCAAACAUUUACUAGUGCCUUAUUCAUACAAGCUUUUGUUUAACUGUUCCUCACAUGAAGUCCUGCUAAAGAUCUUGUGUCCAGUACUGAGGCAUACAGCGAACUUCUAAAAUAAGAAGACUACAUAUUGUGAUGUUUACAGUUUAAUACCUAAAACUAGUCACAAAAACACAAAAACUGACUGCGAGAUGUUCCUCCAAACCACAAGCACAUCUAAACCAGAGCAUUUUUAUGCAAUCCCAGUUCUAGAACUGAAUUUCACAAAUUACUCCUGGCUUCAUUAUCAACUAAUCUAAAACACAAUUGAAUUAUUCUGCCCUGAUAAGGUAUAAAACUAAAAUCUGAAUUCCCCCAACAUCUGGCUGGUACUAAAACCAUAACCACAGAAAUUCCUGUAAGCGCAGGUUGAAGUACAAAUACCACAUAGUGGCUACUUUACAGAUCUUACAUGUUAAGUCUUAAGUUGCUUUGCACCAGCCACCACGUUUUUCUGCCUGAAGCAUGAAUUAGUACCCACAACUACUCUCACCUUCUCUUCAAAGACCAGAAGGGCAUAGAUUAUGUGCUACAACAUAAUGGCUGUAACUAUGCCCUAACAGGAAAAGAUUUAAGUUUUACACCAUGAAGGGCCAGGUGUUCCUCCCAGCAAAUUCAAGCUCUGCUUGUAGUUCAGGAGAGAACAUGAGAAACAAGUAGCCUCAGAAUACUACUUUUAAGACCUAUUCGCUAUAAUACAAGAUACCUAAAUUCUACUACUUUGUUGAGAUUUGCAUACAUAAAAAUUGAACAACUAAGCUCUGUGUUACAUGCCAUUUAACCCAUUCUCCAUCUAUGGAGAAAUCCAGACAAAGAAAUUAUAGGGUUCUUUUUGUAACUUUGGUGUGUACUUAGUGAAAAUAGCAUAGGCUUUCUUAUCAAGAUGGUAAAGACAUCAGCUGGCUAUUCCAGUUCUUCAAACUGAAGUCCUAAAUAUCCCUAUCUUGCAUUAUCGUUAUUCCAAUGCAAUCUAUGUAAAAAAACUCAAAAUGAAUCCUUAGUAUGUUUAAAAUUCACGAUAAUUCCUGAGUUCAAGGCACCAGUAAACAUACUCCACUUUUAACACUGCAGGGUAUAGUAGCUCAACUGAUUCUGUAGGAUGAUUGCUUUUCUUAGCCGUAGUUUUUCACUUUAAUUACUGCUGGAUAUUAUUUAUGAAUUUCUCAGUAUUGAAUCAGGUUGCUCUUGCAUCAUCACUUUGCACAAAUGCCUUAGAAGCUUGCCAAACUAGCAUGUAAAAGAGACCUCGUUCAAAAUAGUUUAGACAAGAAAAAAAGAACUCAUGUGCUUUACGCUCUGUGGAUGCUGAAGUCAAUAGAUAAACUCCUGUCUUAUAAUAAAGUGGAGUUUUCUAUUGCACCUCCUGUUUAGAUUAGUCCUGCAAGGGCUUCAAAGAAAAAGUGUGUGAGAAUUGUGUGUUUAUGUUGUGAUCACGAAUUUACAGAGAUAUGAAUGAAGAAUCCAACUGUACUGAAUGGUUCAACACAGUAACUUAAAUUGGGCUUUCAUGAAAACACAUUUAUAUUCCAUGUCCAUAUGAUACAACUGCAUUAAUAUAUUAAAGUUAGGUUAUUCCUAAAAUUCAAAAAACAUGUAGGAUAAAAAUGAAGCUACUGCAGCCUAUUUCUGAAUUAAAAUCAGAUUUUAAGAGUGUAAUUGAACUCUGACUGCAAAUUAUUCUGCUAUUGUAAUGGAGUCAGCUCUCUUAUAUUCACAACAAAUUCUACACUGCAAUUUUACAGGAAGACUCAAUAAUUCUUUUAAAUCCUGUAAAAUGAACACGAUAAUUUUCCCUUUAAGAACAUAAAAUAUAAUAAAAUGGCUGACAACCGCAGCAUUCCAGAGGAUUAUUUUGUGUUCUUUUAUGUUGCAUGGCCACAAAUGUGAACAAUACAAAUUACAUGUAUUGCAACAAUGUUGUGUGAACACAUGGUGGACAUUGCAUCUCACACAGUGAUAUCCAUCUCUCCUGCAGCAGCAUAAAAUGUAGUAAGGAUAGAGAGGAAGGGGCAAAAAGAGCUAGAGGCAAACUAACUUGGAUCAGCCUGAAUUGAUGGACUAAAAGCUCUGGGCUGCAUUCUUAUUUUGUUCUUUUCCCUGCAAAAUCCUGUAUUUCUUAUGCAUUCGCCUUGCUGGUCUUUAUAUGAAUGAACUCCCAUGAUUGUUUUCAGACUGAGGAAAGAACCAUGAAUAAAAACCCAUCAAUUUCUAUGUAGCAAGUACUAAGUACUAAAGCAGUAUUUGAGAUGGGGCUCUUCCUUGUGUAUUACAAAUUUCUAGUGUAACAUAAGCAAGGAUUUACAACACAGCACAUGCCUGCAAAUUGCACAUCACAUGCAGCCUUUGCAUGUGUUCUCUCAAUGUACAAAUAUAGUCGUCAGACAGACACCAUUCUGAACUACUAAUAAAACCGUGAAAACGAAGCACCAGUAUCAGGCAAUCAGACUUUACAAAUUAAUCACACUCAAACGAGGAAAGGAAUUCCCCCCAGAAGUGAUAAUUAUUUAACCUGGAAUUAUUUUCAAAUGUAACUUUGAGGGACUUAAUGGGGAAUUUAAUGUGGAAGGAAUCCUUCUGUUAAAGAUUAAAGGCAUGCACCAAUAUACGUAGCGUUGUUUAAGCAAGACAGCAUAUAAAACAUACAGUGAGAAGCUCUUCAAAUGGAAGUGUGUGGACUAACAUUUUAUCAACUGACUUGUAUUUGAAAACUAUUGAAAACUAUUGAAAACUAGUAUUUUCAAGUGGAUGUGCUCAAUAUUCAAUUACUUCAAAACAUUCUCUUAAAUUACUACACAAGCAUUCCUUAUUUGUAUUACCUCAAAUGACAAAUUCAGUAUUCAGCGUUUUUCCUGAAACUUGACAGAAAAGCAGGAUGCUUCUGGAAGUGACAGCUGUAUCUUUCUAAAGAUCAGAGGGCUGUUCUCCUCAUCUAACUUGUCCUCUUACUGUCUCCUACUUCUUCAGCAACUCAGUCCUGGUUUAUACUUGUCACUGCCUGAGGAACAAAGAAAAUGAAAUAUUUUUAGCUACCUGCUGUUUCUGAAAACUGCUGGCUGCUCAACAUGCUUUGCCCUAUGAGACAUCCCCCAUCUAAUGAGAUAACGAAAAGUAUAAAUGGAGGUCAGACACAUAGUUCCAGGUGCUUCACAUAAUUUUUUUACCUGGAAAGACACAUAUGCAAAGUCUGGGAGAAGAGAUGGGGUGUGGGGAGAAUGCUUGGCAAUCUUUAAAAGAGGAAGAGGUUCUUCUGCUGAUAUAAAUACCUCUUCUGGUCAACUCAUUUUAGAGCAAACCAUUCUUUACCACACAACCAGAUUUGCAAUGACUAAAAUGUGUGGCUGACUUUAGCAUGAAAAGGUAAGAGGUCAAAAGCCUCUUGUCUUUAUGAAUUGAACUGAUGUCUUUAAUAUGUAAGAGAGGUGGAAGAAGCAGGUGAAAAAGGAAAAUACAUUGUCUCCUCUUUUGAAGGAAUAGGCCAGGUUUCUACUAGAAAUAGAGCUGAUAAGGUUUCUUAAAAAAAAAAAAAAACACAAAGACCUUAUGCAUCCAUAUUCUAAUAAUUCUCACAAAAUGGUGCAUACCUGUGGGAACUUUUGACUCAGCUUAGUACCAACUUCUUUUGUGGCAAACUAUCAGACUUCUCAGGAGAGCUCCUUUUCCUCCUUCUCACUAUACUCAAGACAGCUGUGACAUCUGCUUUUAACAAUCUCCAGAUUCUUCAAAGAAAAUUUUAAAAUAAAAUAUAAGAAUCUUCCCUGUGGAAAGAAAAAAUGAAUAGCAGGUUCACUGAGGACCUUCUUCACCAAAGAACCUAGUACAAAUAUUAAAUUACAUAAGAAAUCAGAAUGAAAACCACAAGGCAUUCUCAUCUUUGUCAGCAUUUAAAAAAAAAUGAAAAUUUGAAAAAGAAUAAGAGGCUAAUGCAGUACCUCAGAUGAAUAAAACUGAAAUUUAUAAACCAAAAUACUGUUACUUUUGUGGACAGUCCCCACAUUUAAACUGCAGCUCUCAAUAUGACAGAGAUGCAGUGAAGAAUCAGUGAACCACUAGCUUUGAUAUGCUGUAGCAAGGUUUCAGCAUUCAAAGUCUUAUGUCCAUCUGUCUUUAUACAGCUUAAAAGUUAGGCAAAAAAAAAAAAAAGGGGGGAUUCUGUGUAUAUUUAUGCAGCCCUUACUGCUAAAUAAUUAUUAAAAAAUAGACACUUCUCACCGCAUUUGUGUCUUCAGGUGUCACCACAGAGAUCUUAGUGAACAAGUCUGGAGAAAGGCAGAAAAGCAACAUCUGUGGCGGCAAGUAAGCCAACUAAAAUAAACUGUAAGCCUGUUUUUCAAGUGUUAGUUCAUACAAUAAAAGAUGCCCCCAUAUCCAGCUCAGAUUCCGAAUGUCUUUGUAUCAGAUUCCAAAUGUCCUUGUAUCAGAUUCCAAAUGCAGAGUUGAGGCUCCUCACACACAUUCAUACAGACAUAUCCUCAAAGAGAAAAUGAGUAUCUAUGCCAGGAGAGCCUGGAACAUCUCUAGCACAAUGACUUGUUCCACUACUGUCCUAUUCUUAAGACUGACAGGAAAUCGUACAGCUUUAUGGAAAGGGCGACAUACCCUUUACCAGAGAAUAGGAAUAUUCACACACAAUCACUCAGAAUAACGAGUAACAAAAGUGAACUCCUGGCUGCAGCACAGAAAUACAUCAACAUCACCAUGCCUGAUAGCACACACUUUUUCAUUCUCACACUGCAUGUGUGCCAAAGCUCACUUUUUUGAAAAACAAAGGGCAAUGUUUCUCUCUGAAUUAAACAUUCCAGAGAGGAUUAUACCUUUCUUUAAAAAAAAAAAAAAAAAAGAGAGAACAGCAACCACUGCCCCACUUUGCUCUUCCUUUUCCAUGCUCCACUUUUCCAUUAACAAACAGAUGUUUCUGCCAUUUCUUCCUCAUCUGUCUUUUUCCUUUUCAAGCUAUUUCCUACAUGCUGUUUCUGAAUGCCUUGCUGCUCUGUACGCAGGGAUAAAUCCCUGCAACCUGGAUUGUUGGUGCUGUAACAUCCUACAAGGUUACUUCCACUAGCUUUACCUGAAGUGCUCAGAAGAAGGAAGUGCAUGCACACAAUGUUGAAAGACACACAGAUUACCGUGUAUGAAGACAAGGGAAGUCAGGGCAAAAGCAGAAUGCAGGCACUACUGGAAAAACACCUGGAUGGGGAAAGGGUUUGAAGUCAUACUCAUCAAUCUGAUUUCACCUUGGCACAUCCAAAACCCGUAUCAGGAGCUCAAUUUUGCAAACCUUGCACAACUAACAGAAGCCUUGCCUCCAGGUAUUUCGUUUGCUGUUGUCCUGGAGUCACAUGCCAGGUUAACCUGCCAAGCUAGGCAAUAACAAGCAGGUCAAAACCACAGACAACUUCAAGCCGCAUAACCUCAACUUUAUCCUCCAGGUGGCAUUCGGCCACACAGGGGGUCUAAUCUGGGUACUGUCAUCUUGUGAUUGUUAAAAUGGUCCAAGCUCACCAUUGUAUAUAACGCCACCACCUUCAAAAGAGCAAAUGAAGAAAGAAGAUCUCUCUGCAAACAAAUUUUAAAUCUCUGACUGUGACUUUGGCACUGCAUUGUAUUUCCCUACACAAUCUAAAAGUAGCAGGAGUUCCUUGUAAAGUUUGCAGAGCAAAAAGGGUAUGUACUAUAUAAGUUUACUACUAUACCUCCUCUGAUGGAAUAAAUAUCAAAUAGAAAAACAUCUGUCUAAACUUAUUUUGAAAACUGCAUGGCCAGCUUAUGCAGUAGCUAGAUAUGUGGCAAGGUUACAGUGUUACUCUCUAAGGAGAAUACAAUUAAUAUGCUUAUAUAUUUGGUUCAAUUCAAGCACUGUGUAGUCUCCAAGUUCUGCUAUGAGAAGUAUGGAUAACUUCUCAUUAUCCUUCCUAUUCCAAAACACAGUAUUUAUCACAGAUAUGUACAAUACAGCAGCAUAGCUUAGGCCUGUUAUAUAGGUCAGUAUCUGCAAUGCACACAAGAACAUAGUUUGCCACUGCAAAGGAGAGUGGCUGCAAAAUCUAUUUUGGAUAAUCCAAUUUAUAUUUGAGGAAAUCAAUGCGUGGUCAUUUCUAGAACUGUGAAUAUAAGGCAAUUGCUGCAUGCUUGUAUAUUUGAUAAGUUUUAUUAUACUAUAUCCUUAUAUGAAUGCCUAUGCAGUGUAAAUGCUUUAAUAUAAGAUACUGAAUGGUUUUUUUACACAUUAUUUUCUAAACGUUGCUACUUUACUGCAUGUUUAUUCAUUUUUUUGUGUUGGUACAAAGUGCAAGCAGGAAGACACAUGAUUUUAAUAAUUUAUACAGCAGCUAUUCAAAUCCAUUAUAAAAACACGUUCUUAUGUAAAGACUUUUAAUUUGGCAAGAAAUGCGCUUCCUUUAGACAAUGGGCUUGGUUCACAGCAAUACCUGUGUAAUUAAUGUUUAUUUAUUAAAAAAAAAAAAACCAACCAAAAAAAUGAGUCUGUAAAUGGGGCUAUUGACCCUGCUGCAAACCACUAUGUCAAUAUGUUUUGAUACCUUUGAAAACAUAAAUCACCUACAUUUACUAGGAAAACAGAUGACCUGUCCUGAUUCAAGCUGAAAAACAGUGCUGUAAUUGAGAAGACCAUUCUUGAAAAAGAAUUGUGUUUGGUGCUGUAGGAUGACAAUGUAGCAACCCUUUUUUUAUUUAAACAAUACUUUCUCAUGACCAUAAUACAAAGAGUUCAUGUUACUUGACUGUGAACUGGGCCCACUAUUUACAGUGUUAUUAUACAUAACCAAAGUUCAGUGUAAUUAAAAAAAUUGAUCGAAUUCAUUCUUUUGGAAGAAACAAAAAAGAGGCUGACUGAUUUUGCUGGGGUUUUGGAGAGCUGGCUUGGUACAGAGCGUUGUUUCUGUACCAAUGCAUUUUAAAUGUAAGGAAAUCACUGGCUGAAAGACUGAUGGCUAAGACAGAACUGUCAGUAGUAACAUCUGAUAAUGCUGGAAACUAAGCUAGCAAUGAUACAACACUAAAUCAAGGUAGUAAUGCAUUAGUUUAAAGCUAUGUAAAUAUUUAUUUUAAUGCUGCAGCAUCAUAGCUGUCAUUUUUCACUGCUUUGAUAUCCAAGGAUUCUUAAUACUACACAAAUGUAUUUUAUCUGCUUAAUUUUUUAGUUUCAGCACUUUCAUUCAAAGCAAAUAACUCCCAUUUCUUUGUACUGCACUGAAAUAAAGACUCUUGUUUCAGUACAUAA